AUGCAGGAAGCUCACAAAAUGGUCAGCCUUGACGUGGGCACCACCUCAUUCGCCGAGAAAGAACAAGAAGUCCAUAUCGAGCGAUACGACAAUGUUGCCGAUAUGCCAGAUCCUGAUGAAGGCAAAAGCGACGCCGAGAGGGCCGAAAUCGACCGAGCACUUAUCCGCAAAGUCGAUUUUUGGCUCAUCCCAUGGCUUGGAUUGCUCUACCUACUCUCCUUUUUGGAUCGAUCCAACGUCGGCAAUGCUCGCUUGGCGGGUUUGGAAAAAGACCUCAACAUGGACGGAGGAGACUACAAUACCGCACUCACUGUCUUCUUUGUCACGUAUGCUCUCGCUGAGCCCGCCACCAAUGUCCUUUUGCGGCGACUGACACCUCGUGUCUUCUUCACUGGCAUCAUCGUGUCCUGGGGCCUGGUCAUGACGUGUAUGGGCCUCGUGCACAACUAUUCAGGCCUGCUGGCCUGUCGAAUCUUCCUUGGGCUGGCCGAGGCGGGCUUGUUUCCCGGUGUCAACUACUAUCUCUCUUGCUGGUAUAAACGGAGCGAACUCGGCUUGCGUGCCGCCAUCUUCUUCUCCGCUGCUGCUCUGGCGGGCUCUUUCGGAGGUCUGCUGGCAGCGGCCAUCGCCCAAAUGGACGGCAUCGGCGGCAAGCCCGGCUGGGCGUGGAUAUUCAUCCUGGAAGGUCUGAUUACGAUGGUUGUCGGCGGCUUCUGCUGGGUCAUGGUGUUCGACUGGCCAGAGACAGCCCGGUUCCUGACGCCGGAUGACCAGAUCCGGAUGCGUCGACGCCUCGCGGCGGAUCGACAGGCCAGCAACGAGGAGCAAUACGACAAGCGACAUUUCUACGCCGCACUCCGAGAUUGGAAGACCUGGUCAUACGCUGUCAUCUACACCGGCUGCGACUGUGCUCUUUAUGCGUUUUCGCUCUUCCUCCCGACCAUUCUCCGCGGUUUGGGCUACCAGGGAACCCAUGCACAGCUGCUUUCCGUCCCUCCUUACGCAGGGGCCGCCAUCGCCACAAUUACCGUGGGCUAUAUCGCCGACCGCACCCAGCAGAGGGGUUAUUGUAGCAUAGUCGCGUCGUCCAUCGGCAUUGCCGGCUUCGUCAUGCUCCUAUCUAGCGACAAUCCACAUAUUCAAUACGCCGGGACCUUCUUGGCGGCCAUCGGGAUCUACCCGAACAUCCCCAACUCACUCUCCUGGGCGAGCAACAAUACCGAGGGCGUCUACAAGCGGGGCAUCGUCAUUGGCAUUGCCGUCGGUGUGGGCAACAUCAGCGGCGUGGUCAGUUCCAACAUCUAUCUCACGCGGCAGGCGCCUCGCUUCUGGACCGGCCACGGUGUUGUGCUUGGAUCCCUGGUAGUCUGUCUGUUUGGAGGAACCGCCUUCACCCGCGUCAUGCUGAGGAUCGAAAAUGCCAAGCGUCUCAGUGGCAAGCGCGACCGUAUGCACGAUGGAUUGACCGCCGAGCAGAUCUGGCUCAUGGGAGAUAAACGGCCGGACUUUAUCUAUACGCUUUGA
Messenger RNA from Fonsecaea nubica, 1524 nucleotides. RefSeq lists its product as hypothetical. The transcript is spliced from 3 exons. The coding region runs from base 1 to 1524 and encodes 507 amino acids. Gene Ontology annotation, biological process: transmembrane transport. The record is from RefSeq and is a predicted model, not a curated record. NCBI's taxonomy places the organism in Eukaryota, Fungi, Ascomycota, Eurotiomycetes, Chaetothyriales, Herpotrichiellaceae. Gene Ontology annotation, cellular component: membrane. Gene Ontology annotation, molecular function: transmembrane transporter activity.